GAGAGAGAGAGAGAGAGAGAGAGAGCAGCUGCAAAAGCACAGGAGCGCUUAACGAAGACAGUAAUCAAACCUGACUCUCCGUUUCCAGCCCAGCUUCCUGUUAAAAUGACAGCUACAUCUGUGUUCAUUCUCCUCAGCAAAUGUGAAUGACCUGCAGAAGCCUGAAAACAAGGAGCGCCAAACCACUGGAGUGGGAGCAGAAAUCCGAGUAUUCCCGUUAGUCACCUGAGAAAGAUGCUGCCUUAAGACUUCUGACUCAGACAUAAGCAGGCCUUCUAAAUAAAUUUGAACUUUUUGAAAGUGACCGACAGCUGAUCCAGUCAGCAUCCCUGUUAAACCACCUGCCUGCCAAUUCUGUGCAAAAAUGGCUACCAGCAGCCCUGCCCCUACGCAAGAGUCUUCCACAGACGUCUCAAAUGGCAAACUGAAGUCGUCUGGUUCUGAGGAGUCAAUGAAACUAAAGAAAGAGAUUUCCUUGCUCAAUGGCGUUUGCCUCAUUGUGGGGAACAUGAUUGGCUCGGGCAUCUUUGUCUCUCCUAAAGGCGUGCUGAUGUACAGUGGCUCCUAUGGCCUGUCUUUGGUAGUGUGGACAAUUGGUGGAAUAUUCUCAGUGUUCGGGGCGCUUUGCUAUGCCGAGCUGGGAACCACUAUCACAAAGUCCGGUGCCAGUUAUGCCUACAUCCUGGAAGCCUUCGGAGGCUUCUUGGCCUUCAUCCGUCUGUGGACGUCGCUCCUCAUCAUCGAGCCCACCAGUCAGGCUGUGAUAGCUAUCACCUUUUCCAACUACAUGGUGCAGCCCGUCUUCCCUACCUGUGUCGCACCCUAUGUGGCCAACCGCCUACUGGCCGCAGCCUGCAUAUGUUUGCUUACCUUUGUGAACUGUGCCUAUGUGAAGUGGGGGACUCGUGUACAGGACUUCUUUACCUAUGCCAAAGUCAUCGCUCUCAUUGCUGUUAUCAUCACUGGCCUGGUCAAGAUAUUCCAGGGUUACACCCAGAACUUUGAGGGGAUGUUUCAUGGUUCGUCCCAUGACCCUGGUGACGUGGCUCUGGCUCUGUAUUCAGCUCUGUUCUCCUACUCUGGCUGGGACACCCUCAACUUUGUAACUGAGGAGAUCAAAAACCCUGAGAGGAACCUGCCGCUGUCCAUUGCCAUCUCCAUGCCCAUUGUCACAGUGAUCUAUAUCUUGACCAAUGUGGCCUACUAUACUAUUCUGCCUAUUCCUGCUAUCCUGGACAGUGAUGCUGUGGCUGUGACUUUUGCAGACAGAGUUUUUGGUGUGUUUAACUGGACUAUCCCGCUGGCUGUCGCCCUCUCCUGUUUUGGGGGACUAAAUGCAUCUAUCUUGGCUGCUUCAAGGCUGUUCUUCGUUGGCUCCAGAGAGGGCCACCUACCUGACUACCUGUGCAUGAUUCACGUUAGCCGCUUCACCCCCAUCCCUGCCCUGCUCUUCAAUGGUGCCAUGGCUCUGGUGUAUCUAUGUGUGGAGGACAUCUUUAAGCUGAUCAACUACUAUAGCUUCAGCUACUGGUUCUUUGUGGGUCUUUCCAUUCUGGGUCAGCUGUACCUGCGCUGGAAACAGCCAGACAGACCACGCCCACUAAAGCUCACUAUUGUCUUCCCGAUUAUCUUCUGCCUAUGCACCAUCUUUCUUGUGGUGGUCCCGCUCUAUAGUGACACCAUCAACUCCUUGAUUGGUAUUGGAAUUGCCCUCUCUGGUGUACCUGUCUACUUCCUGUGCUGCUACACCCCAGCCUCACGCAGGCCGCUGUGGCUGCGCAAGUUCAUUGCAUCAUCAGGUGUGCUGAUUCAGAAGGUUUGCUACUGUGUGCUGACAGAGAUGGAUACAGAUGAAGGGAAAACAGAGUAACAGUGAUGACAAGAAAUGUCCACACAGUAUGCAGAAUUCUUCAUGACUCAGUCAUGAUCACCAGUGGGGUAAUUUGACUGAUGUAACAAACUCUGUGGGUACUGAUUUAUACAGCUGCCUGAAUGACUAUCCUCAAUAACAUACACAUACCUUUCAGGAGUAAAAAAUUCACUGAAGUUCAUUUCCUGUUGCACAUAUUUAUGUAUUUUCUCACUUGUUUUGGAGUAUUCAGGAUAUUUUAAUAGAUUAGAAGUAAAUGACAUUUUAAUGCAGGGGCACCCAGCAGCACUUCCUGGGCAUUUGUUGCCUUGCAGCUCGACUCUAACCCCAAAUUUAACACACUGCGCACUAAUAUUAAGAUACUCAUGAAAAUGUGAUUAGAUUGGCCGUUUCAGAUUCUGGAAGGAAUUCUUCAUGGCAGAAGAUCUCCACAAGCAAGGCUAGACAACUGUGCUUUCAUGUUAAAAAGUGGAGUAUGUGAACCCUAAAAGGGGCAGAACUAAUAAACAUUAGCACUGAUAACACUAGACUUAGAUGGUAAAAUUCACAUGAUGAAAUUUGAGAGUUUAGUGUUCCUAGUUCUUUGUGAUAUUAAGCUAUUAAAUGUACAGAGGUAUCUGUGAUACUGCCAAAGAUUGUAAGAGAACAAAAAAAUAAUUUACAUUUGUUGUUCAUUGUUGUCAACUGAAGGGCUAAAAUAAUUUUAAAAAGACAGAAUUCCAUGUAUCUUAAGUAAAGUUUGAUAAAAAGAGAUUUCUAAGUAGUUUAAAGAAAGUUUAGACAGAUUAAAUUUCAUCUUACAAUAUAUGUGCAUCAGUAAUACAUUAUAUAAAUGUUAGUUAGGGUUAUAUUUUCCAAGUUUUGCAUUUGCUAUCUAUGACCAACCAAAGUAAUUACAGUAUUGAAACAUUUGGGUCAACUGUUCUAGUGGUUCUCUUAUGUGAAAUAAGGCAGUUACAGAAGAGUUGAUUAUGAGGGAAUGUGUACACUGCCAUUAUGAGAAAAAUAAUGGGGUUGGAACUGAGGAUGGGUUUAAGAUGUGUAUAACAUUUAGUUAUUUGUGUAUAACAUUUAUUAUAUUUAUGUCCUGUGGAUGGCAAAUAAAAGAAAUCCUAAUUAUG
This is a messenger RNA of Colossoma macropomum (tambaqui), 2991 nucleotides long. RefSeq names its product solute carrier family 7 member 7 (gene slc7a7). Gene Ontology annotation, molecular function: basic amino acid transmembrane transporter activity; L-amino acid transmembrane transporter activity. The record is from RefSeq and is a predicted model, not a curated record. The transcript has 10 exons. Lineage: Eukaryota; Metazoa; Chordata; Actinopteri; Characiformes; Serrasalmidae. Gene Ontology annotation, cellular component: membrane. The coding region runs from base 365 to 1870 and encodes 501 amino acids. Gene Ontology annotation, biological process: amino acid transmembrane transport.